Messenger RNA from Meloidogyne enterolobii, 363 nucleotides. NCBI's taxonomy places the organism in Eukaryota, Metazoa, Nematoda, Chromadorea, Rhabditida, Meloidogynidae. The record is from the annotation of a GenBank genome assembly.
AUGGAGCUUCUAUUCCCUCCGCCAAACAAAUCUGGGUUAUUUAGAGAGAACCGAAAAUUUUCAACAGAUGCCAAAAUUUCGUCAAAUAACUCGUCGAAGACAAAUGGGGUUCUUUCCAUUUUUGACAUGAUAUUUCGAGGAAAUUCUAAUAGAGAUGUCCAAAUUAAUCAAGAAAAAAUCCAAAAAGAAGGCCUCAUUACCCGAACAUUUCUUCAAACAGUAAAUGAAACUCUUCCCGAAAUUUCUGAUAAACAAAGUGAUAAACAGCCUACAAUUCCUUUCUCUCAACAUGGAUUGCGUUCAAUUAAUAUUUUACAAAGAAAAAUGCCUAAAGUUUCAGAAAAAGAAAAAGGUAAAUGUUAA